Ostrinia furnacalis (Asian corn borer) is the source of this 1825-nucleotide messenger RNA. RefSeq names its product acetylglucosaminyltransferase (gene gly). The transcript is spliced from 9 exons. Gene Ontology annotation, cellular component: Golgi apparatus. Gene Ontology annotation, biological process: protein N-linked glycosylation. Bases 363 to 1691 code for a protein of 442 amino acids. The record is from RefSeq and is a predicted model, not a curated record. NCBI's taxonomy places the organism in Eukaryota, Metazoa, Arthropoda, Insecta, Lepidoptera, Crambidae. Gene Ontology annotation, molecular function: alpha-1,3-mannosylglycoprotein 2-beta-N-acetylglucosaminyltransferase activity.
UGACGUGUCGGCGAUCGGUGGCCGUGGUUUCGUGAUUCGUCGACGAAUUCCCAAUUAUUCAAUUAUAACACAAAUAUUCACAAUAACAAUUUCACAAUAUCCUGUUGCUGUAUUUCUAGUGCGUCUAUUGUGUUGUAAAGUCCCAAAAAUCUACGUGCUUGCGCACAAAACCGUUCAUCUCUCGACUGUUUGAGAGCAAUAAAUAUUUGUGUAAAAUAUUCGUGUCUGAGUAUUCUGUGAGAUGUUUACUGUUUGUGAUUUGGCUGGACGUAUCACAGAGUCAUACGUGUACUGGCCAUGGACGUGGUUUUGACGGAAUACCUGUGAAAUCUCGUUAGUUAGUCGGACUAGUAACUGUCAAGAUGCGCGUAAAUAUUCGUAGGUUGACGGUCGCUGGAGCACUUAUGGUGGUGUUCUGGCUGGCUGUGAUGUACUCCUCGGUCAUAGACGUGCCUGGGGCUCUCUCCAGCAAGAACAGUGUCCAGGAUAUAGAGAACAGGAUAGAUAAUCUCCAGAAACAGGUGGAGCAGCAAAUGACUGAGAGUAAUCUGCUUUUAGCAAGAGUUAAAGAACACUUGAAGGCCAAAUCUCAAGCGAAGGAGGAAGGCAAGGAUAUAAAGGACAACAAUGUGGAGUAUUCACUGAACAACCUCGUGCUCCCAGUUCUGCUCAUCGCCUGCGACCGAGUGACCGUCAAGCGCUGCCUGGACAACCUGGUCAAGUUCCGGCCUAAUAAGGACAUGUUCCCGAUCAUUGUUAGCCAGGACUGCGGCCACAACGCGACCUACCAAGUGAUAAAGAGCUUCGCAGACGACGACCCCACCAUCACAGUGGUCCAGCAGCCUGACCAGUCGGAGAUCCCGCUCCCUCGGGUCAAGGUCAAGUUCCGAGGGUACUACAAGAUCGCCAGGCACUACCGGUUCGCGCUCAACCACGUCUUCAAGACUCUGGGGCAUGAGGCCGUGAUUAUUGUCGAAGAUGACCUGGACAUAUCGCAAGAUUUCUUCGAGUACUUCCUCGGCACGUAUCCGUUAUUGCUCAAAGACCGUAGCCUGUGGUGUAUAUCGGCGUGGAACGACAACGGCAAAAAGGAUGUGAUCGAUAUGUCUCAUCCAGAACUGCUGCACCGCACCGACUUCUUUCCCGGGCUCGGCUGGACCCUGAGAAGGGAGACCUGGCUCAAAUUAGAGGCUAAAUGGCCCGAAGCAUUCUUCGACGAUUGGCUCCGAGAUCCCCAAAAUACUGAUGGACGGGCUUGUAUCAGGCCAGAAGUCUCCAGAACUUUCACAUUUGGAAAGAUCGGUGUAAGCAAGGGUCUGUUCUACGAUAUGCACCUGCGUGCGAUGCAACUCAAUAUGGAGUAUGUAGAGUUUACAGCGCUCAACCUUACCUAUUUGCUCAAGGAUAACUACGACGAAGCGUUAGCGUCAACAGUGCGAGCGUUGCCCGAGAUGACAGCAGAUGAGGUCAUAGCGCAUCCCGCAGGCGGCUCUCCGCCUGCCGUCAAAGUGACAUACUCCAAUGCACAGACGUACCAGAAGGCGGCCAAGAAGCUGGGACUUAUGGACGACUUCAGGAGUGGCGUCCCUCGCACGGCAUACCGCGGCAUCGUGUCCUGCUUCGUGCGGGGUCGCCGCGUGUACCUCGCGCCCAGUUUCCAGUGGACCAAAUACGACCCCACGUGGGGGUAGAAAAGAGCCUCUCGCGCUAGACUCGUCUCUAGGCGCGAGAAUGCUGGCAAAUAUGUAAUCAAUAGUGCACAUUGACUGGGGUGCAAAUACACCCCAUCGCGAAAAUGAUGUGAAAUAAACCAACAAUGCUGCAG